Messenger RNA from Paramuricea clavata, 1062 nucleotides. NCBI's taxonomy places the organism in Eukaryota, Metazoa, Cnidaria, Anthozoa, Malacalcyonacea, Plexauridae. The record is from the annotation of a GenBank genome assembly.
AUGAGGUUAUCACCGAGUGCUAUUGAAGACCUUUACUGGUGGAUAGCAUCACUCCCUACUGCCUACAAUGAGGUCAGUCAUGGAUCACCAGAUAUUGUGAUAAAUACAGAUGCCUCUUUGUCAGGUUGGGGGGAUGUGUUGAAUGAUCUCACUUGUGGAGGUCACUGGUCUCUAGUAGAACAGACUUUUCAUAUAAAUUAUUUAGAAUUGCUUGCUGUUCUCUAUGUAUUGCAAUCCUUUCAGGGCCAUUUGGAGCAUAAACAUGUAAGGGCCCUUAUUGAUAAUACCACAGCUGUAGCUUUUAUUACACAUAUAGGUACUAGCCAUGCUGGUUUAUGCAAUAGAACUACUAAAACCAUUUGGGGAUGGUGCAUUGCUAAGCAUAUUUGGAUAUUAACUGCCCAUAUACCCAGCGUUGAAAACGUCGGUGCUGACAAAGAGCCAAGUAAAUUACGGGAUGAAACUGAGUGGAUGCUUAACCGCCCAAUCUUCAAUAGAGUACUUGAGAUUCUGAACUUAACACCAGAUAUUUAUUUAUUUGCCUCACGGCUUAACCACCAAGCUGAAAGAUAUGUAUCAUAUCAACCAGACCCUCAGGCGGUUGCUGUAGAUGCCUUCUUAAUUAAUUGGAAAGACUACGAUGUAUUCUAUGCCUUUCCACCUUUUAGUUUAAUCACUCAAGUACUUCAAAAAAUCCAGAGCCAACAGGUAACCGGUUUAUUGAUUGUUCCCGAUUGGCCAACCCAAAUUUGGUAUCCCAAAUUAAUGCGAAUGUUGAUCAAUUAUUCACUGUUGAUACCCCCACAAGACUUGAAGUUGCUUUAUCUCCCUUACAACCCAGCGAAGAUACAUCAACUUCACAAAACAAUGUGGCUGUUGGCAUGUUAUUUGUCAGGAGAUGUCUCAAAGACGAAGGUAUUCCAGAGUCAGUUUCCAAGUAUAUCCACAAGUCAUGGAGAACAUCUACGCAAAAGCAGUAUAGCACUUACCUCAGUCAAUGGGAGGUUUUCUGUGAUACCCGAGGGAUUAAUCCAAUUUCACAUCCUCUCGAAAGUGCCUUAG